Phragmites australis (common reed) is the source of this 1771-nucleotide messenger RNA. RefSeq names its product histone-lysine N-methyltransferase ATXR2. NCBI's taxonomy places the organism in Eukaryota, Viridiplantae, Streptophyta, Magnoliopsida, Poales, Poaceae. Gene Ontology annotation, molecular function: methyltransferase activity; protein binding. Bases 131 to 1552 code for a protein of 473 amino acids. The transcript is spliced from 15 exons. The record is from RefSeq and is a predicted model, not a curated record.
CGCCGCUGUACACUAGAGCUCGAAAACCCCAAAACCCCAGGAGCCAGCCAACGCAGCUGCAGCGGCGGCGGCGGCCGGCGGCCGGCCGCUGACGAACCCGCCGCAAGGAACUCGGGUCGACGCCGACGGCAUGAGUGGGUGUAGCGUCAGCCCGUGCGAUCUGGACAGGGAGUUGGCGGCCCAAAUCGCCCAGCUCCUCGCUGCGCCGCCUCUCCAAUCCGCUCAGGAAUAUUAUGAUGAACUUAUACAGUCUAAGAAACACGAUGGCAUAAGAGUGAGCUACAGCGACAAGCAUGGGAAAGGUGUUUGUGCAACCAAGGACUUUGCUGAAGGGGACUUUGUUCUGAAGGAUCGAAUGUUGGUCGGUGCUCAGCACAGUCUGAACAAGGUUGACUGUAUUGUGUGUAGCUAUUGCUUCCGCUUCAUUGGCUCUAUAGAGUUCCAGAUUGGACGAAGAUUGUAUUUGCAAAGCAUUGGUGCUAGCAUUGAUGGGACUAAUGACAGACAUUGCCAUGAAAGUGGUGUUGGGUCAAGUAUCGGUUGUUCUGGUGCAACAAAGGGAAAUAGUAAUACUGUGCCACAAGAGGUCCUCAUGUCACUUAUGACUGGUGACACAUCACUGCCUUUUACUGAUCAGUUUGGUUUGCCGUCAGUUGUUGCCUGCCCUGGUGGAUGUGAGGGAGAACUCUACUGCAGCCAAUCAUGUGCAGAUUCCGAUUGGGACUCUUAUCAUUCUUUGCUGUGUACUGGAUCCAAGACUGGACCAUUCCGGAGAUCUGCCCUUCAGAAAUUUGUAGAGCAUGCUAAUGGAACCAAUGAUAUUUUCUUGGUUGCUGCUAAGGCUAUCACUGUCACCAUGUUGAGGUACAAGAAACUUAAAAGGCAGCUUGCAUCUCAAAGCAAAAAAGAUGAAUCAAGCUUUCCAUUCCUUAUGGAAGCUUGGAAACCACUUUCAAUGGGCUUCAAAAAGAGAUGGUGGGAGUGUGUUGCUUUGCCUGAGGAUGUAGAUUCCAGUGAAGAAGACUCAUUUAGGCGGCAAAUAAGAGAUCUGGCAUUUACGUCACUGCAGCUUCUCAAGGAUGCAAUCUUUGAUCCUGAGUGUGCACCUUUGUUUUCGCUUGACGUCUAUGGCCAUAUAAUUGGCAUGUUUGAACUGAACAAUCUUGAUUUAGUUGUUGCAUCACCAGUUGAAGACUAUUUCAUACACAUUGAUGAUCUUCCGGAUAGCGAGAAGGAGGAAGCAGAGAAGGUAACGGGACCAUUCCUAGAUGCUUUAGGUGAAGAUUAUUCAGUUCCUUGCGAGGGGACGGCAUUCUUCCCUUUACAGAGCUGCAUGAACCAUUCAUGCUGUCCAAAUGCUAAAGCAUUUAAAAGAGAUGCGGAUAAGGAUGGCCAUGCAGUGAUAAUCGCUCUCAGGCCUAUCGGCAAGGAUGACGAGAUUACCAUCUCCUACAUUGACGAAGAUCUUCCAUACGAUGAGAGGCAGGCGCAGCUUGCAGAUUAUGGAUUCACAUGUACGUGCUCGAAGUGCCGAGAAGAGCGACCAAAUUGAAAGGGGACAGACAGUUUGUACUUGGAUGACAUAUUGCAAGGCAUUUUGGGAGUAUCUUCUCGUAGUUUCUUUCAUUGGGGAAUUUUGAUAGCUUUAAGAGAUUGAGAUAGGAUAUGCAAAAAGAGUUAGAUGAGAUGGGCCUUUUUUCCAGUUGUAACACGAUGGGAUGUUAUUGCUCGAAUGAAUACUGGUGCUCAUGUUGAAAUGUUACAGCCAAUC